Sapajus apella (tufted capuchin) is the source of this 455-nucleotide messenger RNA. RefSeq names its product mitochondrial ribosomal protein L52 (gene MRPL52). Gene Ontology annotation, cellular component: mitochondrial large ribosomal subunit. Gene Ontology annotation, biological process: mitochondrial translation. Gene Ontology annotation, molecular function: structural constituent of ribosome. The transcript is spliced from 5 exons. Lineage: Eukaryota; Metazoa; Chordata; Mammalia; Primates; Cebidae. The record is from RefSeq and is a predicted model, not a curated record. Bases 67 to 429 code for a protein of 120 amino acids.
UAUAGCGUCGCGCUCGUCCACCGAGGCCACGCCCACUUCCGGCAACUCUGGCAACUCCGACUCAGCAUGGUUGCUUUAAGGGCUCUUCUCUUGGCAGGCGUCCGGAAGCUGCACUGCGGCGCGGCCGCCUUGGCGGGCAGCCAGUGGCGACUCCAGCAGGGACUGUCUGCCAACCCCUCCGGCUACGGGCCCCUUACGGAACUCCCAGACUGGUCAUAUGCGGAUGGCCGCCCUGCUCCCCCAAUGAAAGGCCAGCUUCGAAGAAAAGCUGAAAGGGAGAAGUUUGCAAGGCGAGUUGUACUGCUGUCACAGGAAAUGGACACUGGAUUACAGGCAUGGCAGCUCAAGCAGCAGAAGCUGCAAGAAGAAAGGAAGCAGAAAAAUGUUCUUAAACCCAAAGGGGCUUCACUGAAGAGGCCAAGUCAAUAAAAAGCAACUCCUGCCUCCUUUCCUCA